Raphanus sativus (radish) is the source of this 3370-nucleotide messenger RNA. RefSeq names its product puromycin-sensitive aminopeptidase. Gene Ontology annotation, cellular component: chloroplast. The transcript is spliced from 32 exons. The record is from RefSeq and is a predicted model, not a curated record. Lineage: Eukaryota; Viridiplantae; Streptophyta; Magnoliopsida; Brassicales; Brassicaceae. Gene Ontology annotation, molecular function: metallopeptidase activity; zinc ion binding.
AGCCUUGUCGCUCUGGUUUUCUCUUACUGUGUGUUUUGAUUGAUUCUCUGUAGUGGAGAGUGUUUUCUAGGGUUUUAAUAGCUUGAUUUUUGGGUGUUAUGGCUCGAUUGAUACUUCCUUGUCGAAGCUCGUCGUCUUUGGCCACUAGGUUCAACCUUCUCGGUUUGAUCUCUCGUGCUCCUCCUGGUCCCUUAAGAAGCGGUUCACUUCCGUUACGUAAUUCAGCAAAGAGACUUACUCAAUACAGACCCUUUCUUACUUCCCAGGUUACUUGUUUGAGCAAGAAUCAGUUUCUAUCAUAUUCUGUCGAUAGAUAUAAGCGAGACAGCAGCAGGAGGCUGAUUUGUUCUGUUGCCACCGAAUCAGUUGAAGAAUCCAAAAUGGAUGCACCUAAGGAAAUCUUUCUCAAGGACUACACCAAGCCUGAUUACUACUUUGAAACUGUGGAUCUAAGCUUCUCUCUAGGUGAAGAGAAGACAAUUGUUAGCUCCAAGAUCAAAGUUUCCCCUCGAGUUAAAGGAUCUUCUGCUCCCUUGGUCUUGAAUGGGCAUGACUUGAAGCUACUCUCUGUCAAGGUUGAGGGGAAGCUUCUAAAGGAAGGGGAUUACCAGUUGGAUUCUCGUCAUCUCACUCUGCCUUCACUGCCGGCCGAGGAGUCCUUUGUUCUGGAAAUUGAUACUGAGAUAUACCCCCACAAGAAUACUUCACUUGAUGGGCUCUACAAGUCAUCUGGGAAUUUUUGCACACAAUGUGAAGCAGAGGGUUUCCGGAAAAUCACAUUUUACCAGGACCGUCCUGAUAUUAUGGCGAAGUACACAUGCCGUGUUGAAGCUGACAAGUCACUCUAUCCUGUACUGUUGUCCAACGGAAACCUCAUUUCUCAAGGAGAUGUAGAGGGAGGUCGGCACUUUGCCUUAUGGGAGGAUCCUUUCAAGAAGCCAUGCUAUCUAUUUGCUCUGGUGGCUGGACAGCUAGCGAGCAGAGAUGAUACAUUUACUACACGCUCUGGUAGGGAGGUAUCUCUGAAAAUCUGGACUCCUGCAGAAGAUCUACCAAAGACUGCUCAUGCCAUGUAUUCUCUGAAGGCGGCCAUGAAGUGGGAUGAAGAUGUGUUUGGCCUUGAGUAUGACCUGGAUCUCUUCAACAUUGUCGCCGUUCCAGAUUUUAACAUGGGAGCCAUGGAAAACAAGAGUUUGAACAUUUUUAAUUCCAAGCUUGUCCUGGCAUCUCCAGAAACUGCAACAGAUGCAGAUUAUGCUGCAAUUUUGGGAGUUAUUGGUCAUGAAUACUUCCACAAUUGGACAGGCAACAGGGUGACAUGCCGUGACUGGUUCCAACUCAGUCUAAAGGAAGGUCUAACUGUCUUCCGUGAUCAGGAGUUUUCAUCUGAUAUGGGAAGCCGUACUGUAAAGCGUAUUGCUGAUGUUUCAAAGCUCAGGAUCUAUCAAUUCCCGCAGGAUGCUGGUCCUAUGGCACAUCCUGUUCGCCCACAUUCAUACAUCAAGAUGGACAACUUCUACACAGGCAAGUUUCUGUUUGCUAAGAAGUCUGGGAUUCUGUUAUAGGCUUUCAUCUGGUUACUAUUUGUAUUGGGUUCCAAUCUAACGUGCUUGUGUUUUUUGCAACUAAUGAUUUGGUUUUUGUUUUCGUUUCAGGUUUAUGAAAAGGGAGCUGAGGUUGUGAGGAUGUACAAAACUCUACUAGGAAGUGAGGGUUUCCGAAAGGGUAUUGAUCUUUAUUUUCAAAGACAUGAUGAGCAAGCUGUGACCUGUGAAGACUUCUUUGCUGCUAUGCGUGAUGCAAACAAUGCAGAUUUUGCUAAUUUCUUGCAAUGGUACUCUCAAGCUGGAACGCCAGUCGUCAAAGUGGCAUCCUCUUACAAUGCUGAAGCUCGUACCUUCUCUUUGAAAUUCAGUCAGGAGAUACCCCCGACUCCGGGCCAGCCAACAAAAGAACCAACAUUUAUUCCAGUGGUUGUUGGUCUUCUGGACUCAAGUGGAAAAGACAUUACACUUUCCUCUGUUUACCAUAAUGGUACACUUCAGACCAUUUCAAGCAGCAGCACAAUCCUUCGAGUGACCAAGAAAGAAGAAGAGUUUGUGUUCUCUGAUAUAUCAGAAAAACCUGUGCCGUCUCUGUUUAGAGGAUUCAGUGCCCCAGUUCGUGUUGAGACUGAUCUCUCUGAUGAUGAUCUGUUCUUCCUCUUAGCCCAUGAUUCAGAUGAAUUCAAUCGGUGGGAGGCAGGUCAAGUUCUGGCAAGGAAGCUCAUGCUGAACUUAGUUUCUGAUUUCCAACAAAACAAACCAUUGGUUCUAAACCCAAAGUUCAUUCAGGGUCUCGGCAGCGUGCUUUCUGACUCGAGCUUGGACAAGGAAUUUAUAGCCAAGGCAAUAACAUUACCUGGGGAGGGAGAGAUUAUGGACAUGAUGGCCGUGGCGGAUCCUGAUGCUGUUCAUGCCGUUAGAAAGUUUGUUAGAAAGCAGCUUGCAUCUGAACUUAAAACUGAGCUUCUAAAGAUAGUUGAGAACAAUAGGAGCACUGAGGCUUAUGUCUUUGACCACCCCAAUAUGGCUAGGCGUGCUUUGAAGAACACUGCUCUAGCUUAUCUUGCAUCGCUUGAGGAUCCAGCAUACGUGGAACUUGCAUUGGGUGAAUACAAGUCGGCCACCAAUUUGACAGACCAAAUUGCUGCUUUGGCAGCUCUUGCACAAAAGCCGGGUCAAACCCGUGAUGAGGUUCUUGCUGAUUUCUAUAACAAGUGGCAGGGCGAUUACUUGGUUGUUAAUAAAUGGUUCCUCCUUCAAGCAUCAUCCGACAUUCCCGGGAAUGUGGAGAAUGUCAAGAAGCUUUUGGAUCACCCAGCUUUUGAUCUGCGCAAUCCAAACAAGGUUUACUCGCUCAUUGGAGGGUUCUGCGGUUCGCCAGUGAAUUUCCAUGCAAAAGAUGGAUCAGGUUACAAGUUCUUGGGUGACAUUGUUGUCCAGUUAGACAAAAUCAAUCCUCAGGUUGCUUCUCGUAUGGUAUCUGCGUUUUCGAGGUGGAAGCGCUACGAUGAAACCCGACAAGCUCUGGCCAAGGCACAGUUGGAGAUGAUAAUGUCAGCUAAUGGGUUAUCUGAAAAUGUAUUUGAGAUUGCCUCUAAGAGCUUGGCUGCUUGAGAGACCACAUCAAGAAUCAAAUCCUUUUUAAAGACAUUUCUACUCGUAGCUCCGAAUUAUCAUGUUAUGAGCUUUUUACAUUCAACGCAUGCACUUUACAAUAAUAAACUUAUCCUGAACGUCACAUGUUUUUCUUUUUAUGUUAUGUACUUUUUCUCUAACGAAAUGAUGUUUUUCUUUUAUAUCAAGUUGAAAGAAUGAACAUUCACCCA